AUGGACAGAGUACGCUCUUUGAUUGGAAGCCGCCGGGGACGCGGACGCAAUCGCCAACAUCCUUCUUAUUCUCAUAAUGGAUCUCCAUCAACCGUGAAUCUCUUGGGAGCUGAUGGUUAUGGAGACGACCAAUCUACUAUAUUUACACGAGAGAAUGACCCUCUGGAAAUCUCUGCCAAUGAAGGGGAUGAUAAUGCGGAUGCAGCCACUUUGAAUACUGUGAUAUCAGAAGGCUCAACAAUAGGAGAUCUACAAAGACAAGGCUAUGUUAACAGAGCCCCAAGAUUUACAUCAGAAAGGGCCAUACCAUUCAUUUCGGUGUUACUACAACGGGGGUUUUUUGCAUUCCCUAGUGAAGAAUCUUUCCAGUUAUUUUUACAUAAUAAGAGAAAGCUUGAUAACAUUGAUCCAAAGACGGGUCUGGGACUUCCCCUAUUUCACGCUAUUUCUUUAAACCUAGUUAAGUCACUUUUUAGUGAUCAAAAUACGCCGGUAAUGAGAAUUUAUAAAUACGUUAUGAUAGACUCUCAAUGCGAAAAGCCUCCACUCAACUCAGAAGUAAUCUCUCAAAUAAAUGAAAAUGUGUCCAUAUACAAAUAUGAAUUCUGCACUAUUUUAAAAAAAAUGGAAAGCCAUAAUUUUUCGAGCAGAGUAGAGCACGUUUUUAUAUUUCAUAGAAAGAAUGAGCCUGAUGUUCACAUUCCCAUGAUUAACUAUAAUCAAAGAAAAAAUGCAGAUACAACAGUUCACGGACUAAAUCUUCGGUGGUAUGGGACAACAAGUUUAGCUUCACCCUUUGGCUCGAAUAGCAUUAACCUGCUUGUACUUGAUGAUACAAUGGCAUCCUACAUGAAUCAACGCACUAUUGAGGAGUUUGAUUCUUACAGUCGUUCCCGUCCCACAAGACCGUUGGGUUACCUCCCAGUUUGGGCGAGAUAUACAGAUGAUAAAGUUAGUGUCAUACCGAAAAAGAGAACUUUGAGAGUAGCUACCUUUUACUUACAAGAGACUGAUUCGUUCGACGAUGGCUCCAGCUUAACAUCUACCAAUUAUAGUGAAAUGGGUUCCAAUAUCAUUGACAAUGUGCCGUGGGAUAGUCAGAUACUGACUUGUAUGUGCAUGCUUUUACAUGAAUAUGAAUCAAGGAAGGAAAAACGCCACACCGCAUGGGGUAGCUCAACCACAUAUAUGUUAAAUGGACCGGCAGGACUACUGAUGUAA
Saccharomyces paradoxus is the source of this 1221-nucleotide messenger RNA. RefSeq lists its product as uncharacterized. NCBI's taxonomy places the organism in Eukaryota, Fungi, Ascomycota, Saccharomycetes, Saccharomycetales, Saccharomycetaceae. The coding region runs from base 1 to 1221 and encodes 406 amino acids. The record is from RefSeq and is a predicted model, not a curated record. The transcript has a single exon.